CACAAAUUUAAUAAAAUUUAAUUUAUUAUUAAUUUUAAAACUAUUAAUAAUAUACUCAUUGAUAUCUCGUGAUCUAAGUGUUGAUUGUUUGUCGACCGGUCAGACAUCACAUCAUGACAUUAAGCCUCACUGUAAUUAUACAAUCGAUAGUAUCGAUGCUAUUAUGAAUCUAACCAAUGGGUCAUUAUUUGUGGCCAGUGGUCAUCAAUAUUGGAUACUCAAAUCACACGAGAGRCCCGUUCACGACAAUGCCAUCAAAAUUAGUAAUCUAUUAACCGAUGUGUCGACUGUCGAUGCGGUCAUCAAUUUGAAGAUCAAAGCAGACAAACGCAACAAAAAGUGUCACCAAAUUAGAGAACAACUUAUUUUCUUCACUCAAGACAUUGAAAAUAACAGUAUAACAGUUAAUACAUACGAGGACGAGAAGUGGACAGUUAGUCAUUCAUUAGAAGAUGUGGAUGUGUUGAGUGCCGCCAAAUCCAUAAACUGGUCCCAACCUAUCGAUGCGUUUGGCUAUUUGAAUGAUAUCGUUGUCAUAUUUCAAGGCAACUCUUAUACAUCACUGAAAUGUCAAGAAGGGGUGUGGGAAGAGGUCCGUCACCUGAGUUUGCCCGUCUCCUUCUCAGGCAUUGAGGGACCACUAGACUCGGCUAACUUUAUUAAGACCGCUUCAAUCAUUGAAGACGCCGUACUUUAUAUGUUUAAAGGCAAAGACUUUUAUAUUUGUUCCGUAUAUGGAAAUGAGCCAUGCAAUGGUCCGCUACUAAUAGUGGAUGACUUUUUCAAGUUUGAUGACGAGUGUGGACUGAGUCCUCAGCACUCGACCGCUGAUAUUCUGGUUUGGGUUAUAAUCGUGUUGUUUGUGGCCAUAAUUGCCAUCAUUUUACUGGCUUUCUGUUGUUAUAUGUUUGUGUUGAGGUCACGACAGAUCACGUUUUGGGUUAAUCGCAGGCGAACUAAGGAUAGAAAUGCUGGUCUAACUUAUGAAGCACUUAAUGGUCAACAACAGGAUCCCAACCAAAAGGGAGCCGAGACUAAGACAACAAAUGGCAACGGAGUUGAAAUCAAUUUAGAAGAGCAGACAUUCAUCGAUAGUAAUGGAAAAGAUGAAGAUAUUAAAGAUAUUAAAGAUAAACAUUAG
This is a messenger RNA of Oppia nitens, 1141 nucleotides long. RefSeq lists its product as uncharacterized. The coding region runs from base 164 to 1141 and encodes 325 amino acids. The transcript is spliced from 5 exons. NCBI's taxonomy places the organism in Eukaryota, Metazoa, Arthropoda, Arachnida, Sarcoptiformes, Oppiidae. The record is from RefSeq and is a predicted model, not a curated record.